GAGGAGGGAUAGAGGAAUCACAACAGAACCACUACGGACUUGACAGCUCUGUUUUGUGCCGCUGAAACACGCUGUAGUUCUGUUAAUAUCGAGAGCGGAUAUGUCACGAAAACCCAAAGACGAAUAUUACCGUUUUUUCAGCGUUACCGACCCACGAACACACGAGAAGGGACACACCGAGUACAAAGUGACAGCAAGGUUUGUGUCCAAGCGUCAUCCUGAGGAUGUGAAGGAGGUCAUCGUGUGGAGGAGAUUUUCAGAGUUGAAGAAGCUCCACAGAGAGUUAGCCUACACACACAAGAACCUGUUCAGAAGACAGGAGGAGUUUCCAUCUUUUCCUCCCGCACAAGUCUUUGGAAGGUUUGAUGAUGCUGUUAUUGAAGAGAGGAGGAGGGCCACAGAGGCCAUGCUUCUAUUUACUACCAGCAUACCUGCGCUGUACAACAGCCCACAGCUCAAGGACUUCUUCAGAGGUGGUGAAGUCACAAGACCUCUGGAUCCCACCCCUAUGUCCUCUGAGGGGCCUCUUCCUCCCCCUCUCAUCCCCCUGCCCAAGCGGAGGGCGUCAGACUGUGAGCCUGCAGAAGAAGAGGAGGGAAGGGAAGCUCCAACCUUACCUCAAGACCUGGGCAACAACGUUGGAUUAGAAGUGGGAGAGCCAGAGGUGGCAGCUGAGGCUUACAGCGAGAUGGGAGGCUCCCCGAGAGAAGAAGAGCAGGAGGAACUAAGCGAUACAGAGCUUUCCAACAGAGAGCCAUCCCCAGUGAGAAAAUAUAAAUCACAGGAGUCCCAGGAAGAGUUUGAUUCACUGUUUGACUCUGUGGUAGAAGAGCAAGUUCCAUCCCCCAAAGAAGAAGGCCCACCUCCGCUGUCUGAUAAUGACUUGGCUGCCUUUGAUCCCUGCUAUAAACAAGAUGCAGCCAUUUCCUCUUGUGACUACUCAGAGUUGUUCUCACUGCCGCCAUCUAGCUUGAACGGAGGUGAUGUGGCUUACCUGAACCAAGCUGCAACUGAGCUGACUUCAGCGAUGCAGAAGGAGAAGGACGGAGAAUUCAGUUCUGCCAUUCGUGGUUACAGGAUGGCAGUGGAUAUACUGAUCACUGGAGUGCAGGGUGAUCCAGAUCCCAUCCGUAAAGAGUCUGUGAUGAGAAGGACGGCCCAGUAUCUGAAGCACACUGAGACGUUGGUUGACAGGCACUCUUCGCCUACACACACUCAAACAUAGACACACACGCAUCCAAAGGACACACUGAAAUCACACUAAUAAUCACUGUUGAUCACACAUGAAGGCAGAAGAAAGAUGGAAGCUCAGGGUUGUGACACACCCAGAGACAUGAUAUACUGGUUUAGAUGUCCACAUCAGGAAUAAGAAGCUCCUUUAGGCAUUAAACUAGCACACACACACUCCUGAGGUACUGUAGUUUAAAAGAUUGGAAUAUCUGAAGGUUGUAAACUAGUGCAUCAUUCACCUCUUUCUAUGUAUCUGUUUCUAAAUUUCUCUUGUUUGAAUAUUGGCCUUCCUUUUACAAUGCUCUCUUGUUAAGUACAGUAAUGUGUAUGUAUAUGUGUAAUUUGCAUUUUGCACAAAUGUUUUGUUAAUAAUAAAUGAUUUUAAUUUAAGCUAAUACAGUAGCUGUUUUUAUUGGUAAAAGUCCGAUAACAACACAGGCAGAAUACUUUAUGGGGCCCACAUCUGGAAAAUUAUGCUCGUUUAUGCAUUUAGUAGUUGAUUGAUGCUCCUAUAGCACAACUUACUGCAUCAACGUAUGUGAUGUAGCAUGGAAUCA
This is a messenger RNA of Cheilinus undulatus (humphead wrasse), 1787 nucleotides long. It is a transcript of the gene snx15, whose product is annotated as sorting nexin 15. Lineage: Eukaryota; Metazoa; Chordata; Actinopteri; Labriformes; Labridae. The record is from RefSeq and is a predicted model, not a curated record. Gene Ontology annotation, molecular function: phosphatidylinositol binding. Bases 101 to 1225 code for a protein of 374 amino acids. The transcript has 7 exons.